AUGAUCAAGCUGAAACGCCGUUUCCGCAAGACUGAGGGGUUGUCCGCUACUGAAAAGGACAAACAACUGGGUCUGGCACUUGCAGACGAAAUUGACAAAGCAAUCAGCCGCCAGAAACAACGACCACGGGGGAAACACUUCCAAAUCGACGGCAAGAAAUCCCCGUGUCUCAUCCGCCGAGUCCACGACGUGGUUGAAGAACGACACAACCACCGCAUCGUCCUCUUGGAGACCAAAGCAUAUCCCGAUCCGAAGAAGCCGACAACCACCGAGCUGCAAGUCCUCGUCCGACUCAUGCUCGAAGAAAUGAGGCUGGAAUUCACAAUGGGCCGGGAAGUCAAGAUCUUCAACAGAGCGCACCACAUGGUUCCAGUCCUUGUGGUGUCCGUCUACCUUGGCGGCCAAGCCCGCGUCAUCACGGGCAACCUCCACGCCAAUAUGGGCAGUCUGAUCCAAUGGGCCCUGCCGGUAGUGCGAGGCGACACCACCCGCACUGUUCCGAUGCCUAGCAUCGCCGAAGAAGAAUGGGAAGAACUCGCGGGGAAAUCCCUCUUGACUCCAAGCUACCCUCUGAGACGGUUCAGCUCUAUUUUCAACUUUGCAUGCAGCCAAUGCCUUACGCCGGCGUUGGUGCAAAACACAAAAAAAAAGACGGAAGCGACAAAAUCCUGCCAAAGCAUUCCGAUUGUGAUGGUUACCUUUUUUACCGACUUUGCCAUCUAG
Penicillium argentinense is the source of this 723-nucleotide messenger RNA. RefSeq lists its product as uncharacterized. The record is from RefSeq and is a predicted model, not a curated record. The transcript has 5 exons. The coding region runs from base 1 to 723 and encodes 240 amino acids. NCBI's taxonomy places the organism in Eukaryota, Fungi, Ascomycota, Eurotiomycetes, Eurotiales, Aspergillaceae.